GUCGCGAUCCAAGAUGGCAGCAAUCCGAAGGCUCUGCCGGCUUCACUCAAGGGAUGGGUUUGCCACACAGAUUCAGCGAUGUUUUAGUACAUCAAAACCUGCUUCUGUACAGGAGGCAACAAAACCAAAGAAACUGACAGUUAGAGAGGCUUUAAAUGCUGCCAUUAAAGAAGAAGUAGAAAGAGAUGAACGUGUCUUCUUGAUGGGGGAAGAGGUGGCGAUGUAUGAUGGUGCAUAUAAGAUCAGUAAAAAUCUCUGGAAGGAGUUUGGAGAUAAGAGAAUCAUAGACACACCCAUCACAGAGAUGGGCUUUGCUGGAAUAGCUGUUGGAGCUGCCAUGGCUGGACUACGCCCAAUCUGUGAGUUCAUGACUUUCAACUUCUCCAUGCAAGCAAUAGACCAGGUUAUUAAUUCAGCAGCAAAAACAUACUACAUGUCUGCAGGAGAGGUAAAUGUUCCUGUUGUGUUCCGUGGACCUAAUGGGGCUGCAGCUGGAGUGGCUGCACAGCAUUCACAAUGUUUUGCUGCCUGGUAUAGUCACUGUCCUGGCUUGAAAGUUGUCUCCCCCUACAGUGCAGAAGACUGCAAGGGUUUGUUAAAAACUGCCAUCAGGGAUGACGAUCCAGUGGUUUUCCUAGAAAAUGAGAUUAUGUAUGGCGUAGGUUUUGAGGUAACAGAUGAAAUCAUGUCCAAAGAUUUCCUCAUCCCACUAGGAAAGGCAAAAAUUGAAAGAGAAGGUACUAAUGUUACUCUAGUAAGUCACUCUAGGUUUGUGGGUCACUGCCUGGAUGCAGCUAAGGAAUUGGAACAGCUGGGAAUAUCGGCAGAGGUCAUCAACCUGCGCACCCUGCGUCCCAUGGACGAGGAGAGUAUCAUCAAGUCAGUGAUGAAGACAAACCAUCUGGUCACAGUGGAGGGAGGAUGGCCACAGUGUGGGAUAGGGGCUGAAAUUUGUGCAAGAAUAUUUGAAAGUCCUGCCUUCAAUUACUUAGACGCUCCAGUGGCCCGAGUGACGGGUGCUGAUAUUCCCAUGCCGUAUGCCAAAACUAUGGAACAAUAUGCUCUACCACAAGUUUUUAACAUUGUGAACUCUGUCAAAAAAGUGAUGAAUGUGCAGUAGAUCUAUUAUUUUAUUUUUUAUUAUUAUUAAUAUUAUCAUAAUUAUUACUGUUAAAAUGACAACCCUAUGAUAUUUUCUGUGGAGUUUUGGGAAGAAUAGAUGGAGGAAGCAAUUCAUUCUCAGAUUCUAGGAUACUGCUAUCACAUGGAAUAAAAGUUACAGAUAUACCAUAGACAUAAGGGUAGCAUGUAUAUAGACAGCAUUAUGUUGUUAUAAUAACAUACUUUCUGUGAGCUGCUUUUAUUUUGAAUGGUGUAGAUUAUGUUGUACACCCCGAGUUUGAGUAUCAGAUCUGUGACUAUCACAUACAUGCAUUGGCGUAUUGAGGACAGGCUCUGAUACUCACAAAUCCAGGGUAGUUUGCUGAUGUUUUUAUUUAUUUAUUUAUUAUUAUUAUGAACUUUUUUUAUGAAUUGGUCAGAGUAUACAGUGUAAUCCAAGAGUAAAGAUUGGUAUUGACAUAGCCUAAAAUGCCAGUACAAUCAUAAUGAAGUACAUGUUGCUCACAGGAAGAAAUCUCUGUCUGUUAUAAGUUGAAGACAAAAGAAUAGGGAGGCAUCUCAGUGUGAAGGGUGCUAAUAUUAAGGUAAUGCAGAACUAAAUUUUCAUAUGAAUAUUUAUCGCAUUAUAUCUUACUAACAGUAACAGCUUGGACUGAUGGAAAUUUAGUUAUUCACCAGUUAUUAUGACCUUUAAUCCUGUUUAUUAUUUUAUUAUUAUUAUUUUUUUUUUUUUUUGGGGGGGGGGUAUUAAUUCAUCUGAGGUACUAACUUUAAUAUAUGAUAUACACUCAACCAAAAAAGUUUUUAAACAUUUUGAAUUAUAAUAAAAUAAUCAUAUGAGCUUAGGUAAACAUUUCAACCAAUUAUUGAUGUAAUGUGCCCAUCAUUUGUUACUUUUUAUAUACAGUGAAGAUUUUCCCACUACAUUGCGUAGUCUUUAAAUUAUUGAAAAAACAAGUUCAUGUUUCUGAACUUUUCUGGUCGAGCGUACAUUACAGCCUUAAACUGCCAUUCAAGAUUUUUUCCCGAUAUAUUACCCUCCCAUACUUUGGAUCUGCUUCCAUUGCAUUUAAUUCUUGAUUAUUGUAAGGUGUAAGAUAGAGGCUGCUACUCCAUUGCGAUGGUCAGUUUUUGGUAUGCUUGACAUGUACAAGUUGAAGCACUGUAUUGUUGGCAUAAUACACUAUGUAUAAUAAAAAAUGUCAAAAGUACUUGACUGUGUAAUCAUA
Molecule: messenger RNA, 2351 nt
Organism: Lingula anatina
Lineage: Eukaryota; Metazoa; Brachiopoda; Lingulata; Lingulida; Lingulidae
Product: pyruvate dehydrogenase E1 component subunit beta, mitochondrial
Biological process (GO): pyruvate decarboxylation to acetyl-CoA
Cellular component (GO): pyruvate dehydrogenase complex
Molecular function (GO): pyruvate dehydrogenase (acetyl-transferring) activity
Source: RefSeq, a predicted model, not a curated record